GUUUCCCGGGAGCCGGACCCUCAGCAUGAUCCUUCGCCAUGCUCCUCGCCUCCUCCUUCUUCAUCAUCGGGUGCGUGAUGGCUCGGCCUCCUCGCGAUCACCCGCUGUGCCGUGCCGUCAUGCGGACGGUUGGAGUGAAGGAAUCCCCUCGCAGUGAAGUGCUUUCGGUGGAACACCCCCGUCUCUCCUCCCUUCACGGGAUCCUUCCCGCCAUCAACUAUUCAGUGACGGUGAAGCUUGCGGAGGAGAUGGAUUCCCUGGUGAUCGUCAGCCAUGGGAAGGAUGGAGAUUCCCUGGGGAUGUUCCUGGGAUCCACCUGGGAACCGUGUCGGGGGAUGCCCUCGUCCGCGGUUCAUCCGGGAGGGCUGGUCCAAGGGCUGGUCCUUCAGUGGGUCUUGCCGGUCGCAAGGCACGAGCGGGCCUUCGUCACUUUUCGAUUGGAAGGGAUUCGGAGAAAAGAUGGAAGACAUUAUUCAUCGGCCAUAUCUCUGCCCAUUCUCAGCGGUAAGCGGAGCGCCGCCCGUCGUAGCAGCAGCAGGUGGAAGCUUUCCCACUCUCGAUGGAGGAUGGGACCUUCAUGCCCUCCCUUCCCUCUCAUGGCAUUCAUGCCCCCCAUGACCUCCCAUGCCAUUCAUGCUCCCCAUGACCUCCCGGUCGUCCAUGCCUCCCAUGUACCUCCUUGCAGUCGCAGCACGUCCUGA
Messenger RNA from Darwinula stevensoni, 701 nucleotides. NCBI's taxonomy places the organism in Eukaryota, Metazoa, Arthropoda, Ostracoda, Podocopida, Darwinulidae. The record is from the annotation of a GenBank genome assembly.